AUGCGGCUACGCAACAGAGGAGAACGGAAACGUUAUGUUGAAGAACCGCUUAUUUCCGAUGAUGACGAACCUAUCAUUAUUUCCGAGAACAGCACCAAGGAUGAUGAUUUUGAAGAACCAUCAGACGGUCCUGUUGACCAGGAGGUUGAUGACGAUGAGGAGGAAGGUGUACCAACCAGCGAUGAUGAACUAGCACCAGACAAUGGCGAUGAUGACAUCGCGACAAGUUUCACGCCAAAGAAGCAGCGCAACGUUGGAGCAGGGAAGAUCCAGAGCCGGAAAAGUUUCCACGAGAUCCCGCUCUACCCCUUAGAGAGCCGUAUCGUUACUCGUGUUUACGCUGGGCCUCUUCGACGCUAUGCGCGAUACAGUGCUUUGAGAGAUGUUAUGUUUGGCCCAGAGUACCAUCGGAUCAAGAUUAUUUGGGACCUUGAGAUUCGCUGGGCGAACUUUCCCAUCCUCCCUCCUAAGCGAACCCCCGAGGACCAGCAGGGAAUCCUGCCAAGUCCGUGGUUACCGCGAGGCUUUGAACGAGAGCAAGAAAAGAGGGCAUUCCUUUGGUACGAAGCACUUCGAACUAAUGCGCCAGGCCUUCAGAGAUCCCGGCCACUCUCCCCUGAACAGGCACGACCGUUCAUUCCGGACGAAGGUGGCGAUAUUAUUACAUUGGUUGGCCCAUGGGAUAAGCAAAAGGAGUACAGGCUUAGGCAAGGAAGUAGUCUACAGAUAUCAGACUCUGGCUAUCCCGUUGAGGAGUCUAGCCCGAAGUCAACUUCAACUGGCUGGAUGUUUGAUGUCGGUGGCAUCCCUUUAGCUGUCGCGUGGGCUCCAUCGACUCGGUCGGAUUCUCAAAUUCUUGCCGUCGCUACAGUUCCCUUUUCAGAUCAGACGAUGUCAAAUCAGGAAAGUGCCACAAAUUCUGCAGACGGGGCACAAAACGCGACAGGAUGUAUCCAAUUCUGGGAGUUCAUACCUGAGAAAAUAGGUCCAGGACAGCUGGCCACCCCUUCGGCACAACCUGCCAGGUUCCUUGGCGGAAAGUGUUUUAAUUGGGGCCGGCCGAAGAGGCUUCAGUUCGCCCCAGUACCAAUGGAAUGUUGUGGCUCGCUGGGGAUACUUGCCGUCCUUUGUGGUGAUGGGAAAGCGAGAGUGAUUGAUAUCAAGAACCUCCAGAGCCCUGGACCGACAUUUGAUGAAACACCUAUUGCAACAUUUAACCUUUCGGAAGACUACAAAGUCGAUGUCACCUGCCUAACGUGGGUCAACACAAAUCGACUCGCUUUGGGUCAUUCUGACGGGUCCAUCACGUUGUGGUCUGUUUUCCCACAACAGAUGUUACAGCGUGUCGGGGUGCACACGACAUAUGUUAUCGACAUAUGCUCUGCAUAUCCGUCAAGUCCAUACCUGGUUGCGUCAAUACCAGUGGGCGGAUGCGCCACCCUCACGGAUCUUUCCCAGCCGAGCUCGGAAUUCACCUACUUCCCUGUUCCAGCCAUCAAUUUCCAGCCUAAUCUCCUCUGUUGGAACGAGUCCAUGCAAGGCUUCAUGGCAUUGUACCCGUCCUCGACGCCAAACACAACCGUCGCAUUUCUUCACCAUCGAUAUUUCUGCCAGGCGCGGAGCAUCUGUACAGGACCCAACACUCUCACAUGCGUGUCGGCGGGAGUCACUCACCCCUUCAUUCUGGCUGGCUGUGCCGACGGGUCCAUCUUUUCGUGUAAUGGGCUUCAGAAGCUUUUUAAGCAAAAGGGAGAGCCAUUACGCAAGUUAAAGAUCUUUGAGCAUGAGUAUCGGCCUGUGGAUUCGUGGAAGCAGCCCCCACCAGUGGACGUGGCCGAUGGCGGCAGGGUGAGGGGAGCAGCCAGAAUCCUGCAGGGCUUCCUACCUGAGCCCAACGAUGACCCCAGAACGGAGAAACGAAAGGAAAUGGACAGGAAGAAGCGGUUGGAAAAACUCAAGAGGGCAGCAGGGAAAAAGAAGAGAGGCCGCAAGAAGAUUCAUGAGGAUGACGAAGCUGAAGAUCGCGAGGCCGAGUUGGACCAGAAACUGGCGUCUCGGGUAGUGAUUCACGAGCCACUAACGAGAUUGACCACCAUCGCUUGGAACCCCAACGUGCUCUUCAGUUGCUGGGCUGCAUGUGCCAUGGCGUCUGGUCUGAUCAAAGUCAUGGAUCUUGGAGUGGACCUUUGA
This is a messenger RNA of Thermochaetoides thermophila DSM 1495, 2190 nucleotides long. RefSeq lists its product as uncharacterized. Gene Ontology annotation, biological process: transcription by RNA polymerase III. Lineage: Eukaryota; Fungi; Ascomycota; Sordariomycetes; Sordariales; Chaetomiaceae. Gene Ontology annotation, molecular function: protein binding. The transcript is spliced from 2 exons. Gene Ontology annotation, cellular component: transcription factor TFIIIC complex. The record is from RefSeq and is a predicted model, not a curated record. Bases 1 to 2190 code for a protein of 729 amino acids.